Penicillium arizonense is the source of this 372-nucleotide messenger RNA. RefSeq names its product Con-6 family protein. The record is from RefSeq and is a predicted model, not a curated record. The coding region runs from base 1 to 372 and encodes 123 amino acids. The transcript is spliced from 4 exons. NCBI's taxonomy places the organism in Eukaryota, Fungi, Ascomycota, Eurotiomycetes, Eurotiales, Aspergillaceae.
AUGACGCCCAUGUCACAAUGUAAUGCUCAUAAUUCAUUCCGUCAACUGCCGAACAACAUUCGACAUCAGUAUAUCACCAUUCUCAACUCCAAAGGCAUUUUUGAUCCUAUGAGCGGUCACAAGACAUCGUUGAACAACUCGAACGUCUCAGAUGAGGGGAAGGGACGCACUCAAGCUGUUCUUGAUCAAGAUGUUGUUGGUGACCAUCCCCACGAAGAGCUAUACAACGCUGGAGGUGAUCAAAACAAAGAUUUGACCAGAUUUACUGCUGGGCUUAGAGCUACCCAGAAUAACCCUGUUGGAAUCAACAAGGAAAAGACGAAGGCAUAUGAGGAAUUGAUCCGAAAGGGUGGUGAAACUCCCGAAGGAUGA